Molecule: messenger RNA, 2274 nt
Organism: Arabis nemorensis
Lineage: Eukaryota; Viridiplantae; Streptophyta; Magnoliopsida; Brassicales; Brassicaceae
Source: the annotation of a GenBank genome assembly
AUGGAAGUUCCAAGCUCUGAAGAAAUACUACAGUUUCUGAACUCUUGUCUCUCUCAGAUCAAAUGGCGACUCAAGCCCAAUUCCAAACGCCGCCUCGAAAUAGAUGUGUUGGCAUUGUGCACGGGGAUGAGACCAGUUGUGAUGAUUGACUAUGGUGGAAAGAUGCCUGAGCUACAAGAUCGCUUGCUUUCGCUUCUUGAGCUUAUCCAAUUGGGUUUACCAGUUGUCAAAGAUCUGAGGGUUAUGGUUAUAGAGGAUAUGAUUUAUCUGAUAAAUGUAAGAAGACUGCCCAAGUUUGUAAGCUCCAGCUUGAAUUCAGAACCUGAAUUGUUCUUUGUCGACUUGGAACAUGAUCCUCCAAAGAUGGUAGAACAGAGCAAGGAAAGCGAUCUGGGGAUGCAGCUUAGAGCGAUUCAGAAGCUAUUCUCCACGACAUUUCCUCUAGAUUGCAGCGAUAAUGAUACCACCACAGCUCUUGAUGAGGCCAACUCUUCUCAGUCUUCUUUAUUCAUUGAUCUAAGUUGUUGUUUACAGGACACUAAGGUUACGAUCCCAACCUUAAACGGAUGGCUCCUGGACUAUCCGGUUGUGUAUCUAUUUGGCACAGAUCACAUAGAAGAGGCAAUCUGCAAUCUCUCAACCAAGUCUCUCCGCAUAUUCAAAGUUUUAGUACAAAGGAACAGUACUACGGGAGACUCCCAUUUAGAAAAGCUAACAAGUUUUUCGGUGCCAUAUGAUCUGAGUAUGGGAGGUAGCAAGGAAGUGUGGGCUGAAACAUUUAUGGAGAGGAUGUGUUCGAGGUGGGAAGAAUACAGUAGGAUUCAUGCAAGUCAAACUCUAAGGAAGACACUUUCUCGCAGCCAAGUAUGGCAGACUCUAGAGGAAUGGGUAAAGCACCAGAUUUGGGAUGAUUUAUUAUCAUCAAUUGAGUCUACUAAAAUGAGCAUUGCUGGGAUUGCAUCCCUAAUCAUCAUGCAUCUUACCUCUAUUAACUCAGCUCUCCUAAGUAAACUCGUCGUGGUUACUGACCAUCUCUCUUCAUAUGCUAAGGAGAUGGUUAUAACUGGUUUGGGAGACCAAUUCAGCAACAAGAAGAUAACGAGUGAGCAAGUAGAAUUCGUUUUGAGUAUCAUUAUCAGAGCUAUGAGUGUUAAUGGAGUAGAACCCACCGAAGCAAGGAGAAUUACAAAGGCGGGAUUUAAUUGUUUAAAGGUGACGAUGGAUUCAUAUUAUAAAGAGAUGGAGGAACUUGAGAUCCGAAAGGGCGAUUUGAUAUGCAAGGAUUUCGCCAUAUUAGCUUUCCCCCGGAUUGUUUAUGUACUGCUGCUGCUACCACACCGAGAUGUUGGAAUGGAAGAAGCUGAAGAUGUGGAAGAAGCUGAAGAUAUGGAAGAUGUGGAAGAAGCUGAAGAUAUGGACGAAGAUGAAGUUGUGGUUGAAGUUCUGGAAGAAGAAGAUGAAGCUGUGGAAGAACAUGAAGAUCUAGAAGAAGAUGUUCGAGCCAUAUACCUGAGAUUGGUUGCUGAUUUACUUGGGGGAGAAGAAUUUACACAAAAGCUCGGGAUCUCCAUAAGAUCUCUUCACUCGUACCCAAGCCAGAAUACAGCUUGGAAUGAGGGGAAAGUAAUCACAAGGCUUGGUGAGAAAACAAAAUCUGGGGAUAAAGAUUUGGUGGUUGAGAUGGCUUUUGAAGUCCUGUCCUUAUUUUAUACUGCUCAUAUGGGGAUAGGGAGAAUCUCCACAGCUGUCACACCUGCCAUAAAGGAAUUAGGUCAAUCUGUGAUUGGUCUGUGCCAUAAAGAGCAUGUACCCAUCGAUUUGAAGAGGAAAGCGUGUGAUCUUCUGGAUCGGAUUAUUGUUAGGGAAUGGGAAGUCACAACAGAUGAGUGGGUUAUUCGCAUGAGUCUAGAUGAAGGGACGACAAAAAUCAAAGCUAAGGUACCAAAUAUUUGUCAAAACAUCCCCAUUGCUUUGUGCGGGAACAAAGUUGAUGUAGUAAAGGGUAGGCAAGUGAAACCGAGAGAGGUUACAUUCCACGGGGGGAAUUACAAUAUGCGGUACUAUGAGAUAUCUACAAAGAGGAACUACAAUCUCGAGAAGCCAUUCUUGUAUUUUGCAAGAAGACUUGUUGGAGACCAAAACCUUCACUUUGUGGAAUCACCAGCUCAUAUUCCACCAGAAGAGCACAUUGACAUUGCUUCUCAUGAGAAGAUUAAGGUUGAGCUCGCAAUGGCUGCAAGUCAGCCACUCCCCGAUGUACGAGGACGCCUUUGA